AAUGUCUUUUGUCUAAUGUCUUUUUCUACCUCAGGUAGCAUCUGUKUGGUGAGCAUCUAUGGGACCCAUCACAACCCUGAGAUCUGGCCUGACCCAGACGUCUACAACCCCAUGCGCUUUGACCCUGAGAACUCAAAGGACCGUUCAUCCCAUGCCUUCAUACCCUUCUCUUCAGGACCUAGGAACUGUAUAGGUCAGAAGUUUGCCAUGGCGGAGCUGCGUGUGGUGGUGGCGCUGACCUUGAGGAGGUUCCGUUUGACCCCUGGGGGGGUGGAGGUGAGGAGGCUACCCCAGCUGGUGCUCAGGGCCGAGGGGGGGCUGUGGCUGACGCUGGAGACCCUAGACACCCCCCAGGACUAACCCCUGACCUCCAUCUCUCCUCUAUGGAUCAGACAUAGAGAAACUGCUUUCAUGAUUUUACUGUAUAAACAUACACUGAGUAUACAAAACGUUAAGAAUACCUUAACACAGUAAAAUACAUAGGCCUAAAGACCGACAAAUAAAAACGUCAAAUCAUAGGCCUAAAGCCGACAAAAAAAAACAGUCAAAUCAUAGGCCUAAAGCCGACAAAUAAAAAACAGUCAAAUCAUAGGCCUCAAGCGACCAAAAUUAAAAGACAAAUAAAAACAGUAAAACAUCCUGAUGAAAGUGCAGGUUCUCAUGAAUCUCUCUACUCAGCCUCUCUGUCUUGACUUGAGCUAUGACUCAACGUUAUCAGGACAGAGAAACCACAUACAUGCUCUUUGCUCUCUCAGUUGGAUAGAAAAAUAAACCCGGUACUUGUUGUUUCUCACAAGUGUAUCAGGUUGUGAACGUGCAAAUAACGUUUCCACUCCGGGAAGGAGAACGGUAAAUGACUGUAAUACAUGCAUUAAUAUGAAUGAACCACAUGAUGAGAUGAACGGUACAUCUACUAUGCUACUGGCUACAUAUAUAAUGGAGAAUGGAACAAAACAAACCAUCGAAAGAGCACACAAUUCACAACAGUGAAAGUGCAGAAUUGUCAGAGACAGAGAGGGGACAUAUGGAGAGAGACACCCAUAUCUUCGCCACACAUCCCUCCCCUUCUUCUUGUUGCGACAUUUUAAAUUAGUCUGGAAGACACAUUAUCUUCACACAUGUGAGAUGUUUAUCACUGGCAGCCAUAACUCAAUAAUCAGCU
Messenger RNA from Salvelinus sp. IW2-2015, 1162 nucleotides. Its product is annotated as cytochrome P450 4F2-like. Lineage: Eukaryota; Metazoa; Chordata; Actinopteri; Salmoniformes; Salmonidae. The record is from RefSeq and is a predicted model, not a curated record. Gene Ontology annotation, molecular function: iron ion binding; oxidoreductase activity, acting on paired donors, with incorporation or reduction of molecular oxygen; heme binding.